GGCUACAGUUAAGAUUUGGUCCGUAAACGGAAUAUCUUUGAGAGUGUCUCAUCAGAACGGAUAUAAGGAGUAACCUCCUCUUGCCCUACAACAAAAGUACAUUUGCCACACCAACAAAGAUAUGGGUACCCUGCGGGAUAUGCAGUUCGCAUUGCAGAUGAAGAUUGAGGAGCUUCGGCAACGAGACUCCCUCAUAGAUGAGCUGGAACUCGAGCUGGACACUAAAGAUGACCUGAUUCGCCAGUUACAGACCGAACUGGACAAACACCGCAACGCUCUCCAACAUCCUGGUCACACGGAGGAUUCUGAGAGUACAGACCCUUUAGGACCCGGUCCGUCCACUACGGUGCCUGAUGAACCGCAGCGCACCAAGAGACAGGCCAUUUCUGCCGAGCCCACAGCUCUGGAUCCAGCCCAGCUCACACAUGUCACCCUCACCAGCUACAGCAAGAGCAAAGAGUCUAGAGAUCUGAUUCAGAGGGCUCUGUUGGAGAAUGACUUCAUGAAGCAUCUAGAACAUGGACAGAUUCUGACCAUAAUGGACUGCAUGCACCCUACCAGUCUGGCCCAGGGCUGCUGUGUCAUCCAGGAGGGAGAUGAUGGCUCCCUGGUCUACGUGCUGGAGGAGGGUUUGGUAGAGGUGACUAAAGAAGGAAAGAAGCUGUGCACCAUCAACCCAGGAAAAGUAUUUGGCGAACUAGCCAUCCUGUACAACUGUACCCGCACUGCUACAGUUACCGCACUGACAGAUAUAACAUUGUGGGCAAUCGACAGACAAGGCUUCCAGACCAUUAUGAUGCGAACUGGCCUCAUUAAACACUCCCAGUACAUGGAGUUCAUCCACAGUGUUCCUUCGUUCCAGUCGUUGCCAGAGGAUGUUCUCAGUAAGGUGGCAGAUGUCAUGGAGGAGACUCAUUACAGUGAUGGUGAUUACAUCAUUCGCCAGGGUGCUACAGGGGACACCUUCUUCAUCAUCAGCGAGGGCCAGCUGACGGUCAGUAAACAGGAAUCAGGCAAUGAGGAGCCUGUCUUUAUAACCACACUCUCCAGAGGAGACUGGUUUGGAGAGCAAGCGCUGAAAGGAGAGGACGUCCGUACGGCCAGUCUCACCGCUGUGGGGGACGUCACCUGCCUGGUCAUUGAUAGAGAGUCUUUCAAGCAGCUCAUCGGGGGCCUGGGUGAGGUCAACAAAGAGCAGUAUGACAGUGAUGAGCUGAAGGCCAAGUUGGAGGCAGAGGCUGGGUUCUUCUCCAGUGUGUCUCUUUCUGAUUUCCACGUCAUCUGCACCCUCGGUAUGGGCGGUUUCAGUAGAGUGGAGCUGGUUCAGUUGAAGAGCGACACCACUCGCUCGUUCGCCAUGAAGGUUCUGAAGAAGCGGCACAUCCUGGACACCAGCCAGCAGGGUCACAUCCUGUCAGAGAGACGUAUUAUGAUGGAGGCUCAUAGCCCCUUUACCGUGAGGCUGUACAGAACGUUCCGAGAUGCGAAGUACCUCUACAUGCUGUUAGAAGCCUGCAUGGGAGGAGAGCUGUGGACGCUGCUAAGAGACAGGGGCUCGUUCGACGAUGGGAUGACGCGCUUCUACACAGGUUGCAUCGUGGAGGCUUUGGGCUUCCUCCAUUGCAGAGGAAUCAUCUACAGGGAUCUGAAACCUGAGAACAUCAUCCUGGACCGGAGUGGAUACGCAAAGCUGGUGGAUUUUGGCUUCGCCAAGAAGGUGGGUCUGGGGAAGAAGACCUGGACGUUCUGUGGGACUCCGGAGUACGUGGCCCCGGAGAUCAUCCUCAACAAGGGCCACGACACCUCGGCGGACUGCUGGUCCCUGGGCAUCCUGGUGUACGAGCUGCUGAGCGGCAGUCCACCUUUCUCUGGUUCAGACCCAAUGAAAACCUAUAACAUCAUCCUGAGAGGCAUUGACAUGGUUGAGUUCCCCAAGAAAAUCAUCAAGAGUGCGGCUAACCUCAUCAAGCGUCUCUGCAGAGACAAUCCUUCGGAGAGGCUGGGCAACCAGAAAAACGGCGUGAAGGACAUCCAGAAACACAAAUGGUUCGAGGGGUUCAACUGGGAGGGCCUACGUCAGGAGACACUGGCGCCCCCGUUCAUCCCGACUGUGGAAGGGCCGCUAGACACCAGCAACUUUGACGUUUUCCCCGACGACAGCGACGACCCUCCCCCCGACGAGGAGUCUGGCUGGGAUGAGGAGUUCUGAUUGGAUGACGAGACGCCGAUGGGGAAGGGCGAGACCAGAGACAGGAGGCUGAUUGGACGGGAGAGAUGCCAAGUCGAGGAACAUCUAGGAUUCAACUUCCGCUGUUUCGAACUGUGAACGGAAACAAAUGCAGUCCAUUUUUACAGGGAGGAAAGGUGGAGAAUCAGAACAUGGAUCAGAGGUCUCAACCUACUAAGUGCCUCUAGUCAGUCACUGACUAACAAUACCACAUUUAGAAGGUUUUGAUAUCCAUGCUGUGUGUGUGUGUGUGUGUGUGUGUGUGUGUGUGUGUGUGUGUGUGUGUGUGUGUGUGUGUGUGCGUGUGCGUGUGCGUGUGCAUGUGUGUAUGUC
Molecule: messenger RNA, 2560 nt
Organism: Osmerus eperlanus (European smelt)
Lineage: Eukaryota; Metazoa; Chordata; Actinopteri; Osmeriformes; Osmeridae
Product: cGMP-dependent protein kinase 1-like
Exons: 21
Coding region: 122-2209 (695 amino acids)
Biological process (GO): protein phosphorylation
Molecular function (GO): ATP binding; cGMP-dependent protein kinase activity
Source: RefSeq, a predicted model, not a curated record